Messenger RNA from Manis javanica (Malayan pangolin), 1285 nucleotides. RefSeq names its product tropomyosin 2 (gene TPM2). The record is from RefSeq and is a predicted model, not a curated record. Lineage: Eukaryota; Metazoa; Chordata; Mammalia; Pholidota; Manidae.
AGGGUCCCGGCCCCCAGCUCCGCCCGGUCCCACCCAUCCUUUUAGGCGCCCGCGGGGCUGGGACGUCCCAGUCCAGCUUGGUGCUACUUUCCCGCCACCGGUGCGCCCAGUCCGCGCAGUCAGCCCAGUUAAGUCGGACCGCACCUCUCGCCAGCCGGCCGGUCCCCCACCGCAGUCAUGGAUGCCAUCAAGAAGAAGAUGCAGAUGUUAAAGCUGGACAAGGAGAAUGCCAUUGACCGCGCUGAACAGGCCGAGGCCGACAAAAAGCAAGCCGAGGACCGCUGCAAGCAGCUGGAGGAGGAGCAGCAAGGACUCCAGAAGAAGCUGAAAGGGACAGAAGAUGAGGUGGAAAAGUAUUCUGAGUCGGUGAAGGAUGCCCAGGAGAAACUGGAGCAGGCUGAGAAGAAGGCCACGGAUGCUGAGGCAGAUGUGGCCUCCCUGAACCGUCGUAUUCAGCUCGUAGAAGAGGAGCUGGACCGGGCGCAGGAGCGUCUGGCUACAGCCCUGCAGAAGCUGGAGGAGGCUGAGAAGGCAGCUGAUGAGAGUGAGAGAGGCAUGAAGGUCAUUGAAAACCGAGCCAUGAAGGAUGAGGAAAAGAUGGAGCUGCAGGAGAUGCAGCUGAAGGAGGCCAAGCACAUCGCUGAGGAUUCAGACCGAAAAUAUGAAGAGGUGGCUAGAAAGCUGGUGAUCCUUGAAGGAGAGCUGGAGCGCUCAGAAGAGAGAGCUGAGGUGGCUGAGAGUAAAUGUGGGGACCUAGAGGAGGAGCUGAAAAUUGUUACCAACAACUUGAAAUCCCUGGAAGCCCAAGCGGACAAGUAUUCCACCAAAGAAGAUAAAUAUGAAGAGGAGAUCAAAUUGCUGGAGGAGAAGCUAAAGGAGGCUGAGACCCGAGCAGAGUUUGCCGAAAGAUCUGUGGCAAAGUUGGAGAAAACCAUUGAUGACCUGGAAGAUGAAGUCUAUGCACAGAAGAUGAAAUACAAGGCCAUCAGCGAGGAGCUGGACAACGCACUCAACGACAUCACUUCCCUCUGAGCCCUGCACCAGUGUGGCCCCCUCAGCCCCUCCUCUCCUCUCUUUUCCAUUCUCACUGUGGGGAGGAGGGGGCAGGCGGGAGGAGCAGAAAGUGUCAGCAUUGCAUAGCCAGGCUGGGUGCUGCCUAGCAGAAUUCCCAUCACACCUGCCACCCACCCUGGUAUUUGCUUCAUCCUUCUGUCCAUCACUCCCCUCCUCUGCCCUCCAGCCUCUACCUCUCUGCUGCUUAAUAAAUUCAACUUGGUCUCCAUGA